Ceutorhynchus assimilis (cabbage seed weevil) is the source of this 1829-nucleotide messenger RNA. The record is from the annotation of a GenBank genome assembly. Lineage: Eukaryota; Metazoa; Arthropoda; Insecta; Coleoptera; Curculionidae.
UUUAACAUAUGUGUAGUUGUUUGUUUAUUUAUUUUUCUUGGUCCAUUCCUAUAAAAAAUGUUCAAAAUCCCAUUAAUACCCCUUUUAAUAAUCCUCUAUUCAGCAACUCUGAUCUCCUCCGAUUGUGGAUGCAGCCUAAACCGUAACGGUCAGUGCAAAGACUCAGAAAAGUGCCCCUCUACAGAAGAUUCCAGUGAGAAUGAAAUAAACCAUCACAGCAAAAAGUACUCACAGAGUCUGAACCCUGAUAAAACCAGCGAAAUGGUUCUAAUUAAAAAAUCCACCUUUGAAAUGGGCACAAACAAGCCAGUAUUCCAAGCAGACUUUGAAGGCCCCUCUCGCAACAUUACAAUUGAAAAAGACUUUUAUUUGGACUUAUAUGAAGUCUCAAAUCGAAACUUUUACGAUUUCGUUAAGGAAACUGGCUACGAAACCGAAGCUGAAGGCUUUGGCGAUAGUUUCCUAUUUGAAAUGUCUUUGGCUGAAAGCGAAAGAGAUAAAUACCAAGAUAUUAGAGCGGCACAGGCACCGUGGUGGAUUAAAUUGAAAGGGGUUACCUGGAAGCACCCUGAAGGACCUGGAUCAACAAUUGAAGGUAGAAUGAAUCAUCCAGUUACUCACGUUUCAUGGAACGACGCUGUGGCUUAUUGUGAGCAUUUUGGCAAAAGGCUUCCAACAGAGGCUGAGUGGGAAAUGGCCUGUAGAGGAGGCUUAAAACAAAAAUUGUAUCCUUGGGGGAAUAAAUUGAAUCCCAAAGGACAACAUUGGACUAAUAUUUGGCAAGGCGAAUUUCCCAAAGUCAAUACACUUGAAGACGGUUUUAUUUUCACUUGUCCUGUAGACAAAUUUCCUCCAAAUAAGUUUGGUUUGUAUAAUAUGGUUGGGAAUGUAUGGGAAUGGGUACAAGAUGGCUGGCAAAGUGAUCCAGAGAAUUCUAAAGUAAAAAAAGGAGGAUCUUUCCUGUGCCAUGAAUCCUACUGUUGGAGGUACAGAUGCGCAGCCAGAUCUUUUAAUACAAAAGACAGUUCAGCAGGGAAUUUAGGAUUUAGAUGUGCAGCAAAUAUUAGCUAGUCAAUAUGAUAAUAAUGAUAACUGUGAUUUAAAAUACUGAUUGUUUAUAGUAUAGGUAUAAUUUACCCAAACUAUGUAAUUUUAAAACAGAUCUGAACAUGUAAGAAGCAAACUAGUCUUUUUUUCAAGCAUUCCACAGUUCCUCAUGACCAACAAUUUCAUUUUAUAUUGUUUUUCCCGAGAAGUGGUUAACUUCUUAAAAUAUGUACACAGAUUUUAAAUCUUCAUUGAUUUUGUAGGAUUUUGAGGACUUUGAAAAUCUUCACAUGAUUUCAAAAGAUUUUAGGUGGUUUUGGAGUAUUUUAGGGAAGUUAGAAAGGUUUUUAGAGAUCCUAAAGAAUUUUUAGAGAUUUUAACGGAGUUUUGGGGAUUCCAAAGGAUUUUUGGAAAUGUUAAAGCAAUUUUUCUAUUAAGGAUUUUAUAGGAUUUUGUCAAAUUUUUUUUGUUCUAAUAAAAUUUUGUUACAUUUUUAAAGAUUUUAAAAAUGUUCAGGCAUUUCAAGUAGAUCUUAUGAGUUUUUCUGGGAUUUUGAUCAACUUGUAUACAAAUUUUUAUCAAUUAACCGCUUGAAGUUCAGUUAACUCCAUAAAAUGUGCACAUAAUAAUUAAAUCUUUAUUGGUUUUGUAGGACUUUGAGGAUUUUGGAAAUCUUCACGUGAUUUUACAGGAUUUUAAAAUAUUUUAGAUUUAUGAGAUUUGGUUUUUAUGGCGUUUUUUACCAAUUAAUUUAGGAGAGUCUUAACGAUAAGUAUUUUUAA